This is a messenger RNA of Aureobasidium subglaciale EXF-2481, 1401 nucleotides long. RefSeq lists its product as uncharacterized. The transcript has a single exon. Bases 1 to 1401 code for a protein of 466 amino acids. The record is from RefSeq and is a predicted model, not a curated record. Lineage: Eukaryota; Fungi; Ascomycota; Dothideomycetes; Dothideales; Saccotheciaceae.
AUGUUGCUCACAUUAUCGCAGCCCGGGAAAUCAGAUUUUGGCGCACGUACUACGCAUGACUUUAAAUCACCGCAAUUGCCCAGAUAUUCUCCAAAGUCUAUGAUGAACGACGCUGUACGACCUCCACUGCCGGCCAGUAUCACCCCGACCAUGUCGAAUCAACACAGAGGCUUGCCUCCACCAGCUGCCAUGACCCUGCCGGAUCCAGGGAGAGGGCCACCAAUGAUUCCCCCACCACCUCCUCCGGUGCAAGCGCCGGCGCACAUGCACCAUGAAGCACAGAGGACACAAUGGCAGGACGAAGGGGAAUCAUCACGCAGCUGGCACGCGACUAGGGUCGAGGAGGAGAGACGGAGGCAGGAGGAAGAGAAGACACGGCAAGAGUCGUUGAGGUUGGAGCAGAGACGGGUCGAACAUUCGAUGUUGAGGGAGUCGAUGCAGGGCGGCAUUCCUCCGCACAUGGUGCCCAUGAUCUUUGCAGGCAUUGGCGGUGCCAAUCUGGCCAACUUCAGUCUCGAGGUGCUGCAACAAUACACUGCUCAGCUACAGGCCGCUCAGCAACAACUGCAGCCCGGACAGGAAGACGGCCGUGAACGAAGAAGCAUCAACCAACCGCCAGCAGCGUAUGCGCUACCCCCGCAACCUCCCCAAUCGCAUCCUCAUGCUGCUGGUAUGCAUCAACAACAUCAACAACAACAACAGCAACCUCCCCCACUGCUGGCCGCUCAUCAAUCGACCUUCCCAGCCUUCCAAUCGACAUCACCACCGGGCAGACGUAUCCCUGGAGCGCCUGGCUCAUCCGUGGCCCAAUCCACCUUGCCUCGUCUGACAACCGGAGACAUGCAGAUCAACCCACCCCCAUCUGCACCGAGCAGCGCUCACCCUCUGCAUCAGACUCAGACGAUACAACAAGACCAGCCGGCCUCGUCACCGUCCAUCUACUUCCACCACUGGGUGCCACCGACGUCACAGGCUGACUCAAAGUCGGGUACGCAGCCGCAGACUCCAGUCACGGGCACAGGUGCCUCACAAAACUCUGACGGGGGCCACCACACAGAUAGCCCUCGCAAGCGCAAGAAUCAGCAAGCCCAUCAGCCACCUCCACCGCCAUCGUCGCUUCCAACUCAAUCCCACUCAAGCCCGAGUUUUUCCACCACUUCGUCCGGCCGUAAAGCGGGCCCUGCUCAUGAACUUGUCCGAAGCAAUGCCUCGCCUCGUGCUAUUCCCGGUACCGGCCAAACCUCGAGUCGUCGUGACAGCGGUGCUCCCGGAACCCAUCUCGAUUUCGUUUACGAGAGGGGUGCUCCACCGAGCAAGAGUCAGCAGCAGCAUCACCACCACUCGUCGCAUCACUCUACUGCGCCACCGAGUCCAAAGAGGGAUGCUCGUCAUCCGUACUGA